Messenger RNA from Ochlerotatus camptorhynchus, 5680 nucleotides. RefSeq names its product ATP-dependent RNA helicase me31b (gene me31B). The transcript is spliced from 6 exons. Gene Ontology annotation, cellular component: P-body; cytoplasmic stress granule. Bases 1073 to 2392 code for a protein of 439 amino acids. Gene Ontology annotation, molecular function: mRNA binding; ATP binding; RNA helicase activity. Lineage: Eukaryota; Metazoa; Arthropoda; Insecta; Diptera; Culicidae. The record is from RefSeq and is a predicted model, not a curated record. Gene Ontology annotation, biological process: P-body assembly; cytoplasmic stress granule assembly; negative regulation of translation.
CUAGCUGUUCAUUAUACGAUUGUUGGCAUCGAGUAAAGAAGUAAAAGCGCAAGAGAGAAGACGUGAAAAAAGUUUUUGCAAGUUUGAAGAAUAAAAUCUAAGAAAAAUUCAACCGCAAAACAGAUUAGCAGUGGCAAAAUCGAAAAUCUUACAAGCAAAUCUGUACAUCUGAGCAAACGGGGGUAAGCAUACGACUGCAAUCCUGCACGAGCAUUUUGGUGUUCGAACAUCAUCCUUUGCGGGAGAUUAUUCCCCCGAGCGAAAAAGACGACACUGUGAUCAAAUUAGCAAACGCCCAGCCCAGAUGUGUCGGUAAAACUGUGAUCCUCCUCCUCCGAAGAAGAAACAAGUUCUCUGUCGAAUCAAAAGCGUUGAAAAAACAAAACAAAACAGACAAUUGAGCGAAACCGGGCCCAGCCGACGAUUUGUGUCGAGUUUGUGGCAGCUCACUAACCAAUAAAAAAAAUAGCACAUUUAAUUGUACAGUAAAAAAGACUUAUCAAUCGUAAUAUUCAAACAAAGUGCAUGGUGUUACAAAAGUUUUUUAAGUGAUAAGAAGAGACACAACCAUCCUAGAGCAAAAAAAAAAGAGAAGGAAAUCGAAGAAGUGAAGAGAGCAAGACUUUUUAAUUUAUUAUUUAUAUAUUAGCUGUAAAAACAAAACACGAAGAAAAUCAAGUUGAAGAACGGAUCCAAACGAAGCAAAUGAUCCUAAGAUAACAACAAGAAAAAUAUACACAGAUUACACGGAAAAAAAGCAAAAGAACUUGAAGUAGUGUGAGUACACGUCAACCUCUGAAGUUGUAAGCAAACCUAAAAAUAAGAAAUAGUUUUAACCCGUGAAACAGAAAAGAAGCAAAGCAAAACGGUAACGGAGUGGAAGAGCGCGGUUCUACGAUAAAAUACGAGCAAGAGCACAUCAUCCCGCGAGUCGUUUUUUAUAACUAUUGGAAAAGCAAAGCAGUGACGUUUGUAGUAUAAGUGUAAAACAAAACAGAAUCCAUUAGUAAGAGAAGAAAAAAUACCAGUAGAGUAAAACAAGCCAAGCUAGACGCACUCUACUACAAUCAUCAUGAUGACUGAAACGCUGAAUUCUAAUAAUCACCUCAGCCAGAAAGGCGAGAACAAAAUGGAUGACAUGGGAUGGAAAGCCAAACUCAAAUUACCGCCCAAAGAUAAUAGAAUUAAGACAAGUGAUGUAACGGAUACUCGAGGUAACGAGUUUGAGGAGUUUUGCCUAAAGCGGGAGUUGUUGAUGGGUAUCUUCGAGAAGGGAUGGGAGAAGCCGUCCCCGAUUCAGGAAGCAGCCAUCCCGAUCGCACUAGUAGGUAAGGACAUCUUGGCGAGGGCCAAAAACGGUACCGGCAAAACGGGCGCGUACAGCAUCCCUGUACUGGAGCAAAUCGAUCCGACCAAGGAUUACAUUCAAGCGCUGAUCAUUGUGCCAACGCGUGAGCUGGCACUGCAAACAUCACAGAUUUGCAUUGAACUCGCAAAGCACAUGCAUAUCCGGGUAAUGGUGACCACCGGUGGUACCAACCUCAAGGAUGAUAUUAUGAGAAUAUAUCAGAAAGUUCAAGUGAUCAUCGCCACGCCCGGCCGUAUACUGGAUCUGAUGGACAAGGAGGUGGCGAAUAUGGCCAACUGCCGUAUGUUAGUAUUAGACGAAGCGGACAAGCUGCUGUCGCAAGACUUCAAGGGCAUGCUGGAUCAUGUCAUUAUGAAAUUGCCAAAAGAGCGCCAGAUUUUGCUGUUCUCGGCGACAUUCCCACUGAGCGUGAAGAAUUUCAUGGAAAAGCAUCUGCGCGAGCCAUACGAGAUCAACCUGAUGGAGGAGCUAACCCUGAAGGGUGUCACCCAGUACUAUGCGUUCGUCCAGGAGCGACAGAAGGUGCACUGCCUCAAUACCCUGUUCUCGAAGCUGCAGAUCAACCAAUCGAUCAUCUUCUGCAAUUCGACACAGCGUGUCGAACUGCUGGCGAAAAAGAUCACCGAGCUUGGCUACUGUUGCUACUACAUCCACGCCAAGAUGCAACAGGCGCACCGAAAUCGCGUUUUCCAUGACUUCCGAUCCGGACUGUGCCGGAAUCUGGUCUGCUCCGAUCUCUUCACGCGAGGUAUCGACGUACAGGCUGUGAACGUUGUUAUUAACUUUGAUUUCCCCAAGAUGGCGGAGACCUAUCUGCACAGAAUCGGUCGAUCCGGGCGUUUCGGGCAUCUCGGUAUCGCCAUCAAUCUGAUCACCUACGAAGAUCGAUUCGAUCUUCACCGCAUUGAGAAGGAGCUGGGCACUGAAAUUAAGCCCAUCCCGAAGGUGAUCGAUCCCGCCCUUUAUGUGCCUCGACCGGAGGAUCAAAAUAGCACACAUGAGGAACAAAACAUUAGCAAAUAAGUCAGUAGUAGUCCCCACGUAAAGAUGUGCUGACCUGUUGUAGUACAUCCCUCGGCAGCACCGGUGAUCACGCUAUUUGCGAAUCCACCCGAUCAACAGAAAACAGUCACAGCCUGACACAAAAAGUACAGCAGCGCUGAUCCGUAAGAAAAUUAAAAAAAAAAACAAGAAUUACACCAGGAAAAAUGAACAUGGAGUUGGUUGAAAUGGGAGCAAGCAAGCAAGCAGGAAGGAGGAAGGAUCGCCGGGCAGUCGUGGGUGUUUACGCAGUCGUCACAUCCACAGCUACAACAGAGAGAAAUGGAGUCUUCAAAUUAUUACACUUUUUGUUCAACGGAUGGAAAACUUUUUUGAGAGCGUUCUAUUGGAGGAGGGAAGAAAAUGCUGAUGAAUUCAUACAAAUACCCACAACCUUAAACUACUAUACUAUUGUGCGAAAGACGUAUUGGGAUUCGAGUGCCUGCGGAGAAAUCCUGGAGUGACCGAGAUAAUCGCGUGCAAGGACGGAUGUAAGAGUGAAAUGAUGUGCAAAUCAACCAAACCAACAAGCAUGGGAUCAUCCAUGUGUAGGCAUCGAGGAAAAAAAGAAGGUGUAGAACAACAUCCAACACUUUUUGGUAUCUCAACAAAUUGUAGACAGUAAAAGUGGCUGCAGAAAUGAAGAGCACAUGUGAGGCGAACGAAUCGGCACUGGUAGCAAUCAUCGAUAGGAAGGGAACGAUCAGAAACCCGUUUUUGUAAAUAGACAAUUUGGAGUCGAUAAGACCGCAGGAACAUCUUUCCUUGUCAGGGGGAAUGUGAAUCAACGAGUUCCGAGAAGCUAGCGUCGUCGUGAGUGCCGAGUUCAAUUCUGCUUCCUACCACUCAAAGAAGAAGUGUGCAUAAUCUGCAAUCAGCUAGACUCGAUUAGUAAUAACAAAGACACUCAUCUACACCAACUACAACUACAGACAAAAACUAAGGCGAGUACAGGAACUACCUACCAGCAAACCACGUGAAACAGGGAAGAACAUCUUCGCCUUCAGGGUUGUCGUUAAGCUUGAGGCACGUUUUUAAACAGUGAAGAAUUGCAAAGGGAAAUUGGAAAUAUACAAACAAGGUAAAAUGGCAAAUUGAUGUCAAAACAUUCGAGCGAGAGAAAAUAUUGGAGCGUGUGGCAAUAUCCUUAGCAGACAGCAGUAGUAGGUAUACAGUUAAUUAACAAGAAAGACUACUCUUCUAACUGAUAGUAGUUUCUCGAAUGCGUAAGGCGCAAGGUGUUCCGCUCGCAGCCCAUCAAACAAUCGGGCUCAUUCAAACGUCCUCAUCAAUUCAUGUCAUAGAAAAGAUCAUUUCAUAAUCCAGUUUUUGUUGGUUUAUUUUCCGGUUAUUUAUGUUUUUUGACAAAAAUGAAUUUGUAAGAGUUAAGUUUCAUGUGGACUUUACUUAACUACAAAACCUAGAAAAAAUGUACAUUUUGGUUCUGUGCUCACGGUGAAAGGGGCAGAGUGCGGGAAGAAAAGCAAACAAUCGAUAAUUGUUGCCCUCUCGAUCAAAAUUAGAGAGUGAUAAAACUUGUUGAAACAUACGAAAACCGACCAAAACCGUUACAUACACGCGUCUCCCCUUUCAUUCAAAACAUUUAUGCAACUAAUUGGAACAAUGAAAACUUGGUAAACAGAGUAGCAUAUUCUAUCAUUUCUAAUUUCGCAACCACAAAACCAUUGUGUGUGGUCUUUAUCUGUAUCUAAAGACUCAAUCAUUCUCUUUAAUUCUUUUUUUUUCCUGUGGCUGUAUUUUCUCCAUUUCGAUGCAUUGCUCCACCGGAAAAUGCAUUACUGUGCCGGAAAAUGGAUUCAUAUAUCAAGCAGAAUAUCGGAAUGGAGGAACAUAUGUCACAAAAUCCGUACGAAUGAUUUCCGGAUUCAUUUCAUUAUUCAGAAAAUACCGUUGUUGCAGAAAUGGCUCAUGAUAUCAACUGAACUGGGCACUAGAUUCAAUUCGAUUGAAUUAAAACCAUCCUGUUCCGAUAAGUUUACUCAAGCCCAGUUCAAUCGAUGUUCUGCUGUUUCGAUUGACAACUUUCAGUAUAGGAUAAGCAAACGGAGGCCGGAUCCUUCGUUUAAGAAGGAUUGGUUCUCCACGGUAGUAAAAACACAGGAUCAUACUAACAACACACGAUCUGCGGGUGCUUUUCCCAGGUCAUAUUUGAAACGGGAUGAGCUUUCUGAAAAGUAAACUCUUCCGCUAUCCUGUGUAUUUAAUCUCAAUAAAAUCGAUAGGUGUUUCUGUUUCGGCUUUAAUUCAACAACAACCACCCUAAGCUGUGAAACGGAAGCACUAACUAAUAGCAAAAUUCGUCGGUUUUUCGAUGGGAAUAAAUCUAUGUGUUCCUUUUUUAAAACAUCCUUAGCGUUGACAGCUUUUUCCAUCAUUCGAAAGAUGCUCCGAGUUAGACAGACAUGGCAUUUCAAGCGUAUUUGAAGAAUGAGGAAAAAGUGAUCGACUUGAGAGAAAAAUAAAUCAUCUAUGAUUUACUCUUAGUAUGGCUAAAUGGCCAGAAACAGCGGAAACAAGAAUUCAAAAAAAAAAAACAAGCGACGUCAAAAUGGAAUGUAAAAGUUUAUCGAACAGCUUAGCAAAAAUUCAAAUUUACGUAUAAUUUGCCAUCGUCAUAAUAUCUGACAUCCAGAAUCUCCGGUAUGUAAAUUUGAAUUUGCAGUCAAUUAGGGUGACCAUUUUUGACUAAUACUCGAUCUAAAAAGCCCCACACAGGGUGAGUCGCUUGUUUGAACGGAAGCAAAACGAAGCAAUCGAAUCAAUAUCGUAAACAAUGGUUAAUCCAGGCAAACCAAUUGUGAUCUCUAUCAAUAAAUAACGUUUUAGGACAGUAGCAUACUUUCUCUUUUGUACUACUUUGCCUUAGAAUUCCGCUGGAUAGCUUUUCCAUUUUAAGUGCAAUCUAGAUUUGUAUUUUCAGUAUUCGAACGCAUUGACUGCCAAUGUUUCGUACUAAAAGAUUUUACAGAAGUACAGGAUUUCUAUUUUUUAUUAUCCAUAAAUAAAAUGAUGUAGGGGUGUUCGCAAAACGCUUUACGUUUACAGAACUUUCAAAGCGUUCUGUGAAUACUUGCUGCAUAACUGCAAGAUACAGUAAUGGAAGCAUUUGUCUUGUUUUGACUAGGAAAUUCUAUUUUUUAACUUCCACGCGGAUGUGCAAAACAGCGAGUUAGACCGGUGAAGAGAAAACAAUUACUUCAAAGUACCUGUUAUUUACACGAACAGAAGACAAAUGCUAGAAGAGAAGAA